UACGUACAAGCUACAACUCAAUCAAAGAACAGCAACAUUCUAUUUAUGGUAAUACUGUUGUGAAUGCCUGAAUGCUCCUUUAAGUCACAAUUUUGGUUCAAUACAUUCAUAUCCAUCCCAUAUAAAAUGGAAGACUUAAGAUCCACCUUUUUAUCUAGUGGUCACGGCCUCACGGGGUAUAAACUGUAAAGGAACACUACAAAAUACAAAUACCAUUAUUGCGUUAAAGCAUCUUUGGAGUUGGUGGGGUCUUCCAUUUCACACAGAGACACUAAAAUUCUAUGGCUUCUUGGAAUUCAGUUCCUCUCCACGUUUCCUAUGAAGUUCUUGGCUGGUUUGCUUUUGCUUGUUGGUCAAUCAGCUUCUAUCCACAAGUCAUUCUGAAUUUCAGAAGGAAGAGUGUGGUGGGGUUGAACUUUGAUUUUGUAGUGCUGAAUCUGACAAAGCACACAGCCUAUCUUAUAUACAAUGCUUCUCUGUACUUUAGUUCUGCUAUUCAGAAACAGUACAAAGACAAAUAUGGUCAAAAAGAGAUGAUACCAGUGGCGGCAAAUGAUGUUGCUUUUUCAGCUCAUGCUGUUCUGCUGACUGCAAUUUCCUUGUUUCAGAUUGCAAUCUAUGAACGCGGAGGACAAAGAAUCUCUAAAAUCGCCCUUGGAAUCCUUCUUGUUGCUUGGUCAAUUGCAGCAGUGUGUUUCUUUGUAUCUUUGCACAAUCAUCAUUGGCUUUGGCUACUCUCUAUUUUCAGUGGAAUCCAAGUAUGCAUGACUAUUAUAAAAUAUAUUCCUCAGGCAGUGAUGAACUUUAGAAGAAAAAGUACAGAGGGUUGGAGCAUUGGUAACAUUCUACUAGACUUGUCUGGAGGCAUAGCAAACUAUUUACAAAUGGUUAUGCAAUCUGUUGAUCAAGGCUCUUGGGUCAACUUUUAUGGAAACAUAGGGAAACUACUAUUAUCCCUGGUGUCUGUAUUCUUUGACAUCCUCUUCAUAUGCCAACAUUACCUGCUAUAUCCUUCAAAAAGACGCAGAUCAGAGACAAAUAUUGAACAUGAUAAUGUUAAGCCUUCUGAUCGCCAAUCGUCGGAGAAUGUUUGAAAUGUAACUUGAUGAAUAUCUUCUCUUGGAAUGAGCUCAAUCUAAAUUUGUAGUUAAUCAUUUUCCAAGAUAAAUAUACAGUUUAGACCACAAGCUUAAAGCCUUUAAACUCCUUAACUAUGGCUAGCCAAUUUAUCGGUAUCUGCAUACCAAAUUCUCUCUACAGAUUUUUUAUGAUCUAAUCACAAAAAAUAGCAAAUUAUAAAC
Molecule: messenger RNA, 1301 nt
Organism: Arachis ipaensis
Lineage: Eukaryota; Viridiplantae; Streptophyta; Magnoliopsida; Fabales; Fabaceae
Product: cystinosin homolog
Biological process (GO): L-cystine transport
Cellular component (GO): vacuolar membrane
Molecular function (GO): L-cystine transmembrane transporter activity
Source: RefSeq, a predicted model, not a curated record